ACCUCAAAUUUAAUUAAAAAUAUUCAUGAUGGCUGCAAAACCACAUUUUCAGCUUGCAACAAUCAUUUUGGUUCUCUCUAUUGGGCUUGCAAUUGCGGCCCUUGCAAGUGCUUUCGAGCUCACCUCUCCCUCACCCUCGUCCUCACCCUCGCCCUCACCAUCGCCCUCACCAUCGCCCUCACCAUCGCCCUUUGGAUUCUUGAAGCAUUUGAAGGGAUGCCAUAAGGGAGAGAAAGUAAAGGGAAUCAAACAACUCAAGAACUACCUUGAAAAGUUCGGUUACGUUCACUACGACCACUCUAACAAAUCUCACUCCGGCGACGACGACGACUUUGACGAUCUCUUGGAGGCAGCCGUCAAAACAUACCAAAAAAAUUACCAUCUUCGUCCCACCGGAGUUCUCAACGACGAAACCGUGUCAACGAUGUCUAUGCCUCGAUGUGGCUGUCCUGACAUCAUCAACGGCACCAAUACCAUGGAGAGAAAGCACGGCCGCCACCUCGGAUCCCUACGAAGUGUCGCUCAUUUCCGAUUUUUUAAUGGAAAUCCUAGGUGGCCUGCGGGGAAAACGCAUCUAACCUAUGGCUUUCAACCCGGAAUGACAAACAGGUUCUCCAAUAUAAUUGCAAGAGCCUACAAUAAGUGGGCAACUGUCACCCAUUUCACAUUUGACCAAGUGGACUUUAACCGUGCCGACAUGAAAGUAGGGUUUCAUGGCCGGGAAUCAGGUGGCGACACGUUUGAUGGGCCUGGAGGCGUGUUGGCCCACGCGUGGGCCCCGACAAAUGGACGGGCCCACUAUGAUGUCGAUGAGACCUGGGUAGAUGGUGAGGUACCUGGUGGAAUUGACUUGGAGAGUGUGGCCUUGCACGAGAUUGGUCACCAGUUGGGAUUGGCGCAUAGUGAGGUUCAAAAUGCUAUUAUGUUUCCAAGCAUUCCUGUUGGGACAAGAAAGGGCUUACACCAGGAUGAUAGUCAAGGAAUCAAAACUUUAUACGGUGUUUGACUGAGGAAACAAAUUAAUUCUAAAGUUUGAAAAGAUGUGUGAUUUUUUUUGUUAUGUCUAAAUUGAAAAUUUUAUGUGUUACUUGUUUUGUUAUGUCUAAUUUGAAAAAUAAUGAGUUAUAUCUAAUUGAAUAAACUUGAGACCCACAAAUAAUAAUAAUGAUAUUCUUAUGAAUUUAUACAUA
Molecule: messenger RNA, 1190 nt
Organism: Impatiens glandulifera
Lineage: Eukaryota; Viridiplantae; Streptophyta; Magnoliopsida; Ericales; Balsaminaceae
Product: metalloendoproteinase 1-like
Exons: 1
Coding region: 26-1006 (326 amino acids)
Biological process (GO): collagen catabolic process; extracellular matrix organization; proteolysis
Cellular component (GO): extracellular matrix
Molecular function (GO): zinc ion binding; metalloendopeptidase activity
Source: RefSeq, a predicted model, not a curated record